AAAGGCCACUUGGUUGGGUGGGUGAUCUUGCCGCGAAACGCGCCUGCUCACUUGCUAAAUCUUCCGUGUGCACGGAUUUGCGCCCCUGCGCCUCUGACACCCCACCUUUGUCCAAACUAUGUGUAUUGUGGCAGUGACGAGGUUUAUUGCCUCGUAGCGGCGGAGGCGACGGUGUACGCGGCAUGGAUACACACGAGACGGGCACGACGGAUGAUGCAGCGAGGAUCACCUCCGUCAGCUGAUCGAAACCUGCGCAAGCGGGCAGUGCCCCUGCAGCUACACCCGGUGGUGCCAAGAUGGCCAGCCUGCAGACGGCCUACCGGGCACUGCCAUCGGACGACACCGAGCUGGAAGGGCCGCACGAGAGCAGCUUGCUCAUCCACACCGUGCCAGACAGCAGCCGUACACGAUGGAACCACGUGGAGGACUUGGAUUCUUUCUUUACGAGGGUCUACCAGUACCAUCAGAACCAUGGGUUCACCUGUAUGAUGCUUCACGAGAUCUUGGAGCUAACGAAGUUCGUGUUUGUUGUGGUGUUCUCGACGUUCCUCAUCAAUUGUGUGGACUACCCUGUGCUCUUCCGGAAUAAGCCGCCGCCCCACAAUGGCACCAAGGUCACCAUGAGUGAUGUGGUCAUCCCCUCUGGGCAAUGUGUUGCUAGGUUUGGGUUCUUCACAUGGCUGAGUCUGGUGGUGGCAACUGUGUACUGGCUGUUCAGAGCCAUCCGCGUUGCCUGUCACCUCAUCCAGUUCAUCGAGAUACGCGCCUUCUACGUGCAUGCCCUGCACAUAUCUGCGGCAGGCUGUGAUGGCCAGGGAAGUUUUUGGAGGAGCGACCUGGACAACAUGACAUGGCACGAAGUGCAGCGUAGGGUGCUGGAAGUGCAGAAGGACCAGCAGAUGUGCAUCCACAAACAGGAACUGACGGAGCUCGACAUCUACAACCGCAUCCUUCGCUACAAGAACUACAUGGUGGCACUGGUGAACAAAGAUGUACUGCCACUGCAUUUCACACUGCCCCUGCUCGGCUCCGUGGUGUACCUCACCCAGGGGCUCAAGUACAACCUCGAGCUCAUCCUCUUCUGGUUCCCGGGCGCCCCCUUUGAGAACACCUGGCACCUGCGGGAGCAGUACAAGCGGCCUGCCAACCGGGACCUCCUCGCACAGCAGCUGUCCAGGCGCAUCCUGUGGGUGGGUCUGGUGAACCUGGUGCUGCUUCCGCUGGUGCUGGCCUGGCAGGUGAUGUACUUCUUCUACAGCUACACUGAUCUCAUCAAGCGAGAGCCAGGUGUGCUCGGUCUGCGGACCUGGUCUCCUUACGGGCGUCUCUUCCUGCGGCACUUCAACGAGCUCGACCACGAACUUAACACGAGAUUAUGCCGUGGCUACCGACCUGCCUGCCAGUACAUGAGCAUCUUCUCUUCUCACAUUGUCAUCAUCCUUGCAAAGAGUGUGACUUUCUUUGCGGGGGCACCGCUGGCGGUGCUGCUGCUACUGACAGUGAUCGACGAGGACGUGCUCUCCGUAGAGCACGUGCUGAUGAUCGUCACGGUGCUUGGCAUCGUCGUGGCCAUCUCCCGAAACCUCAUCCCCGACGAGAACCUGGUGUGGCGUCCCGAGCGGCUCAUGACCAGCAUUCUUGCCCAGAUCCACUACAUGCCCGACCACUGGAAGGGCCUGUGCCACACGACCGUCGUGCGGGAUCAGUUCGCCCACCUGUUCCAGUACAAGGCCAUGCGCAUUCUGGAGGAAGUGGUCAGCCCGGUGGUCACCCCUCUGGUGCUCAUCUUUGCAAUGCGGCCUCGAGCGCUGGAGCUUGUGGACUUCCUGCGCAACUUCACCGUGGAGGUGGUGGGUGUUGGGGACGUCUGCUCCUUCGCCCUCAUGGAUGUCCGCAAGCAUGGAAGCCCACAGUGGAGGCCUGGUGAUGGCGGCGAGGACGACGACCACGGUGGGGCGGGAGCCGCUUCCAUCGUCGAGCCGCAGCCCGAACAGCGGCAGGCGCAGCACGGAAAGACUGAGCUCUCUCUCAUGCACUUCACGCUGACCAAUCCCCACUGGGUACCACCCGAGGGAUCCACUGCAUUCAUCAACAACCUCAAGGAACGUGUGUGCACAGAAGCAACACGCCUGCCUGCCCUCCACCGAGAAGACAACGUCCUGUUCAACUCUCUCAACUCACUCUCGGGCAUCAAUGUUGAAUACUCUGAGCUGGUGUCAAGCGUGUUGCGGAACAACGGGGCACUGGGCAGCAAUGUUGGCGGAAGUCUGGUGACCUCGCGCAUGGUGCACAGCGACCUAGGCUCUGCAACCGCAGCAGCGCAAGGAUUGGCGGCAGGCGAGCGCAUCCGUGGUGGCAUCUCGCGUGCCGAGGGGCCCUUGGCGACACCUAGCCACGCAAGUCUUCUUAACAGCAUCUGUGUCAGCAACGACCCCUACAGUUCGUCCGUGGUGGGUCCGGAGGUGUCGCUGGAGUCCACUGCAGCCAACAUGAGCUUCAGCACCCUGUUCAUGCACGAGCUGCACCAGCGGCACCUGCGGGUGACCACAGGGCGUUCCCUCGGGCCAACGCCGCCUCCUGCUUCGGUCAUGGACCCGGAGUCUCACUCGCGGCUGGUAUGGCAGGGACUCCCCCACAUCCUCGAGUCUCCUCAGGAAGGCAGCGGUGAGGAUGGUGCGUCGUCCUCCACCACGAGGCAGCCAACGGCAGGCCGGGAAGCUCGCCCCCCGCUACUGCCCAGGCCGUGCACAUCUUCACGUGUUGAUGGUGACGGGAGAGGCUCUUCCACCGUGGAGAGGACAGUGCGGAUCUAGUCUGAAGUGUAUGCCUCCACCACUUCUGUUGCCAGCUGCCAAACUGGCAGCCAUUGUGCCGUCCAGCGCAGCAGCUCCUUUCAUGAAACAAUACGGACAACCAGACUUGACAGCAACUCAUCCCUCCUUGGAUGAGAAUGCGUUGGUAAAGUCGAGGAGCAUGCAAGAAACCACACCGACGUGUGCCACUACUGCUUCCCUGGCCAACCCUUUUUAUCUGCUCACCCGCGCAUCGCCUGCUUUUGAAGCCUCGUGCAUCUUGCCAGACUGCUCAUCAUGCUAAGACCCACGUGCGUGGAUUCUAGGUGCUACUCCAAACUGGGUCGUGUGUGGAUGACCGUCACUGUGCGCUGAGUGUUGCCGCGGUGUUGUGAACUGCACUGCUGUCAAGCAAAGUCCUUCCUAGAUUUUUUUAAAGCUCUCGCUUGGUGAACUGGCAAGAAAGAAAAAAAAAGGAACCUUCGUGAGUGGGUGUGCAACUUCGUGCAGCUGCAGAUGUGCAACAUUGAACUAAUUGCUGCACUAUUUGUGCGGUAGCGGACGUGCACUUCUGGACCGUGCUUUGCAAGUACAGUGACUGAGCAAUUUCUCUUAGGCAGUUUUAAAGGCAAAAUAGUUUUUAUUUAUCACCUCGUCCGCUGACAAGAAAACCAGAAACCCAAGAAAAACAAGCAUCUUUUUCCUGUGUAGAAUAACCCCCUCAGACCUUCUAUGUGUGUGUGCAAGUGUCUUGUGGUUUUUACAAAGCUCUUUGAAUGGACAUUGUGUGCUGAAAGCCUCUUAGCACUUGACGAAAGCCUAAUUGUGGCAAGUUUCAUUUCACCGACCUGCAGCUUGCCCAAGUGAAAGUGUUUUUUCUUGAUUGGUGCAAGCAAAUUGCAGUCUCAUCCAUAACAAAUUGGAGUCUUGUCCGAAGCAAAUUGCACUCAUCUGGAGCAAAUUGUCAUCUCAUCCUUUCUCUUUUCACACACGAAACCUCUGAAGCACAGCGUUUCUUGUGUGCGAGGUUAGGGCACAGGAGACUAACACCAAGUGUUGGCAGUUAGUCAAUGCAGUUUUUAGCUAGUUGCCACUGUACCUUUGCUUGUGCGGUCUUGUGACUGUAACACACUUUAAUGUAAAGAUGGUGUUGCUUUUUAAAAGCAUUGGCGAAUGCUGUAUUCUCGUGUAUAGCAAUGGCCUAUUUAUAAGAGCUAUUUCAAAGAAUAAAGAAUGAUGAUUGUGUUGGCUACACAA
Molecule: messenger RNA, 4049 nt
Organism: Dermacentor albipictus
Lineage: Eukaryota; Metazoa; Arthropoda; Arachnida; Ixodida; Ixodidae
Gene: Atg9
Product: autophagy-related protein 9
Biological process (GO): protein localization to phagophore assembly site; nucleophagy; autophagy of mitochondrion
Cellular component (GO): phagophore assembly site; autophagosome
Source: RefSeq, a predicted model, not a curated record